This is a messenger RNA of Phacochoerus africanus (Common warthog), 3899 nucleotides long. It is a transcript of the gene WNT9A, whose product is annotated as Wnt family member 9A. Gene Ontology annotation, biological process: cell fate commitment; multicellular organism development; canonical Wnt signaling pathway. Bases 84 to 1181 code for a protein of 365 amino acids. The record is from RefSeq and is a predicted model, not a curated record. The transcript is spliced from 4 exons. Gene Ontology annotation, molecular function: frizzled binding; cytokine activity. Gene Ontology annotation, cellular component: extracellular region. NCBI's taxonomy places the organism in Eukaryota, Metazoa, Chordata, Mammalia, Artiodactyla, Suidae.
CCGGGCGCUAUAAGAGGGCGGCGGCCGCGGGGCGCCCUGCGCGGGGCCGGGAGCGCGAUGGUCAGCCGCCGCGGCGCGGCAAGAUGCUGGAUGGGCCCCUGCUGGCGCGCUGGCUGGCCGCGGCCUUCGCGCUGACUCUGCUGCUUGCCGCGCUGCGCCCCUCGGCCGCCUACUUCGGGCUGACGGGCAGUGAGCCCCUGACCAUCCUCCCACUGACCCUGGAGCCAGAAGCAGCUGCCCAGGCACACUACAAGGCUUGUGACCGGCUGAAGCUGGAGCGCAAGCAGCGGCGCAUGUGCCGCCGGGACCCUGGUGUGGCUGAGACGCUGGUGGAGGCAGUCAGCAUGAGUGCUCUCGAGUGCCAGUACCAGUUCCGGUUUGAACGCUGGAACUGCACCUUGGAGGGCCGCUACCGGGCCAGCCUGCUUAAGCGAGGCUUCAAGGAGACAGCCUUCCUCUACGCCAUCUCCUCAGCUGGCCUGACACAUGCACUGGCCAAGGCAUGCAGUGCAGGCCGCAUGGAACGCUGCACUUGCGAUGAGGCCCCUGACCUGGAGAACCGAGAGGCCUGGCAGUGGGGUGGCUGUGGGGAUAAUCUCAAGUACAGCAGCAAGUUUGUAAAGGAGUUCCUGGGUCGGCGGUCUAGCAAGGAUCUGCGAGCCCGUGUGGACUUCCAUAACAACCUCGUGGGUGUGAAGGUGAUCAAGGCUGGGGUGGAGACCACGUGCAAGUGUCAUGGUGUGUCGGGCUCAUGCACCGUGAGGACGUGCUGGCGGCAGCUGGCACCUUUCCACGAGGUGGGCAAGCGCCUGAAGCACAAGUACGAGACAGCGCUCAAGGUGGGCAGCACCACCAAUGAGGCCACUGGGGAGGCUGGUGCCAUCUCACCGCCACGGGGCCGGGCCAUGGGGACAGGUGGUGGUGACCCACUGCCCCGCACCCCAGACCUAGUGCACCUGGAUGACUCACCCAGCUUCUGCCUGGCUGGCCGCUUCUCCCCAGGCACUGCUGGCCGCAGGUGCCACCGGGAGAAGAACUGCGAGAGCAUCUGCUGUGGGCGCGGUCACAACACACAGAGCAGGGUGGUGACCCGUCCUUGCCAGUGCCAGGUGCGCUGGUGCUGCUAUGUGGAGUGCAGGCAGUGCACCCAGCGUGAGGAGGUCUAUACCUGUAAGGGCUGAACCCCUGUGCCUGGCCAGGCUGCUGUAGGGGUGCAGGCAGUGUGUGCAAUGUGAGGGGUGUACACCUCUAGGGGCUGAGACCCUAGGCUUGGCCAGGCGAUUGUGGGGGUACAAGUGGUAUGUGCAGCGUGAGGGGUCCGGACCUGAAGGGGCUGAGUCGCUGGCUUGGGUACCCCCAGCAUACUUGACAGGGGCAGAAGCGUAGGGGUUGGCUGGGUUUGUCGUCCCUGCCCCUUUGUCUCCCCAUCACAGAGGUCCACUCUGACCUCUGUCCCCUCUGCUUGUCCCUCCCAUGACCUGAGAGCUUUGCACAGAUGCUUUCCAAGCUGUGUACCCCUUAAGUCACCAGUUCCCACAGAGUGGUGCCCCUUCUGCUCUUGGUACCCUCUGAGGAGCAGCAGGCACAUCUUUGUGACCCACAAGGCCUCUGUGUGGGCUGCCUGUGGGCUGUCCUGCACCAGCACUGGCUUAGAGAGUCAAACCACUAGGAGAGAGAGCAGAUGCCCGGCUACCCAGAUGCGGGGUUUUAUUGCUGGCCCCCUCUGCAUUGAGUACUUCUUUUUGGAGUGAUAUCAGUGACUUUUAAGUUAUUUUUAUUUAACUAAUAUAUAAUUAUUAUUUUCUCCAUCCCUGCAGUCUCCCAGGCUGUGGCUCCUCUCCUUCUUGUCAGAGCCUGGUCUGGAGGGACCCCUUUCCCCUUCCCCUCCAUGCUCCUUCCUAACCCAUUUGCCUGAUCUGCUUUGUCGUUUGAAACCACUAAAUCAAGAGAGACAUUGCUGUUCAUUGCUUUUUAAAGAAGUAAAGCAGGCUUUUUCUGGCCACUACCCUCAUGGUUUCUGAAAGCCAGGUCCCAUGGUCCAGGUCAGCUGCCCACAGCAAGGCUGGCUUGGGAAGUGGAUGGGUCCUGUUCUGUACUCAGUGGGCACAUGGCUCCACACUUCAGACUGUUCAAUGCAGAUUCUGGGGCUGGGGGUGGCAGAAGGUGGCCUAUUUUCCCCCAGAGGUGGGCAUGGGCAGAGGGGCAGGGGCAGCCCCUUGAAGGUUCAUUCCAUAAGAAAGGCAUGGCUUGCUCUCUGUCACUAUGGGGGAGGCAGAGUAGGAACAGACAUGGGUGGAGAGAGUCUGGGGAUAGGAUUGACAAAUGGAAGGCUGUUCUUCUUGGCCAUGCUAUUGAUUUUGCAGGGAAGGGAAAAGGAUGGCCAGCACUGACCUGAAUUAGUUUGACUUUGUGUGCACACAUGUGUGCAUGUGUGUAUUCAUGCAUGAGUGUGUGACGUGUGUGUGCAUGGGCAUGUGUGCAUGCAUGAGUGUACAUGUGUAUGUGAUGGUAUGCAUGAGUGCACAUGCUUGCUUGUGUGUGAGCUUUUGUGUGUUUAUGCAUAGGAAUAUGAUCAUAUCUGUGCAUGGGUAUGCAUGUAUACACAUGAAUACAUUCAGUUGUGUGGCUGUCCAUGUGCACAUGCAUGUGUAGUGUAUGUGCAUAUGCGAGCAUACAUUAUGUGUGUGCAUCAUGCAUGUGCAUGAGCACUUCUGUGCAUGUGUAUGGUGUGUGUGCCUAUGCAUGCUGUGUUGGUAUGGUCAGUGAUUGGCUGGUGUAUGGCCUCUGCCCUCUGCCCAUCCUAGGUCUGGGGCUUUCCUUCCCAUGUUGACAGGGCCUCCAGCCCUACGCCCAUCCUGCUCAGCUCCAUGGCUGUGCUCUGAAGGUGUGGGCUGGGAUUUGGGCAGGUACAGAGCUGGGUGGCAGCAUGGACAUGGGAACUACUGAAUGAAGGGGUUCCUUGGAGUCCAGGGGGGCUUCAGGAACCCUGGAGACUGUGUUUUAAAAAGAAAACCUAUUUAUGUGGAUAUGGGUCUCUUUGUACCUGUUUCAUAGUGUAAAUAGUAAAGUUUAUUUUCCUGUGGUUCAGAGAACAUCCCCGGGAAUAACUGCAUGCUGACAGAGUGGUGCAGCCAAGGCAUGUCCCCUGGGAGGGAGCCAGGGCGGGCUUUAUGGCAGUGGGUGAUAUGGGUCUGCUCCUCAGUCUCCUUCACAAUUGGCUAGAGAGGGUGGGGAUGGGCUGGGGUGCAUCCCAGUUGUCCCCAGGCAUCCCCACCUGCUGGGACCUGGAGCAGGCAAAGUUGGCCAUGCUUCCAUGACAAGACUGUAGCUCAGUCACUAGUGGGUCUGGCGAGGUGGUAAAUCAGAGGAAGGAUUUCUUUUUUAGUCAAAUACCACAUUUAGCUCUAUGUCAUAAAUAUUAAGAAAAGUGUUUUUUUAAAACAAGGCAGAUUGAAAAUGUCUGCUGUCUGGUUUGUUUAUAUGCAAAUAUACAAUAGAAUGUCUUGCUAAGUGAAGAAGCCACUCCCGCUUAUGGAGCCUCUUAUUAACAUGCUUCUCUUUUGUGCAGCAGAGGCUCUCUAAAAGGAAACAUGUUCUGUGGUGGGACUCAGACACUCCCCACCCCUGGGCUGCAGGGGCAGAGACAUGCUGAGGGACAGGCAGGUCCUGGCCCCCUGCUCUCUGCCCAUGUGCACAGACAGGACUCUGAGCUUGGUUAGGCCAGGUCUAGGCGGGCGGGAGGAGAGGGGCAUUCACACAUGAGAACUCUCUCUGUUCGGAGUCUCAUGUGAGCCUAUUGAUUUCUCUACCUCAUCUGUAUAGCGAGUAGGUGUGUACUCGAGUGACUUGGAGAAUGUAUUUAUUUAAUGGCCUUGUGUAACAGAACAGAAACAAAUGGA